AACUGACAGCUGAGAAAAAACAUUUAGUUUUUCGGGUUUUUAAAACCGGACAGACGGAAUAUAAACUAAAAAAUUUGGUGUAUUUUCUAAUAUUUUCCUCUUUGUUGGGUGAAGAAAUAGAAGAAGCAAAAUGCCCGAAGCUCGCAGUCCCAUGGCAGCUUUUGCUGAUGCCUUGUAUAAUGUAAUUGAUGGCCCAGUUACAUGGUUCAAAGAAAGCAUUGUUGAACCCAAUCAAAAGAAAUAUGCCUGGUAUCAUCAACAAUACCGUCGUGUACCCACCAUCGAUCAAUGCUAUACAGAUGAUGUUGUCUGCCGCUUCGAGGCUGAUCAACAAUUCCGUCGUGAUCGCAUGGUCGACAACGAUAUUGUACAGAUUUUGCGUCAACGUUUCGAGGACUGCACUCUGUAUGAGGCUCCCGAUCACAUAGAGAAAUGUAAACCCGUUUUGGAGCAAUACGAAAAGGCUGCCGAAAAUUGGUUCAUUAAAUAUGGUGAUUUGGGUGCCUACACCAAUGCCAAAGCUGCCUACAUGAAACAAAAGCAUCGUUUGAUUUGGGAACGUCGCCACGGACCCAUUGGUAGUGGCGCCAAAAAAGCCAGCGAGGAACAAGAACAUUGA
Messenger RNA from Musca vetustissima, 619 nucleotides. RefSeq names its product NADH dehydrogenase [ubiquinone] 1 beta subcomplex subunit 10 (gene ND-PDSW). The coding region runs from base 131 to 619 and encodes 162 amino acids. The transcript has 4 exons. NCBI's taxonomy places the organism in Eukaryota, Metazoa, Arthropoda, Insecta, Diptera, Muscidae. The record is from RefSeq and is a predicted model, not a curated record.